Molecule: messenger RNA, 1509 nt
Organism: Enterobius vermicularis (human pinworm)
Lineage: Eukaryota; Metazoa; Nematoda; Chromadorea; Rhabditida; Oxyuridae
Source: the annotation of a GenBank genome assembly
AUGUCUAUUUGGAUUCGUAAUGGCACGGUGGUUAACUGCGAUUGGAUGCGAAAAGCUGACGUUGUUAUUGAAGAUGGUAUUAUUACGUAUGUUUUUCACUUACCUGUUUCUGAGUAUUCCAAAGCCGUCGGAACAGACUUAAAAAUACCAGAAAAUAUUGAACGUGUUAUUGAUGCAACAGACAAAUUGGUUAUGCCAGGAGGAAUCGAUCCACAUACACAUCUAGAACUAAAAUUUAUGGGUCAAGUUUCCGUUGAUGAUUUUUACAUUGGUUCUCGAGCUGCUUUAGCUGGCGGAACAACUAUGUUUAUCGAUUUUGUGAUGCCAGUGAAGGGAGAAUCCCCGCUUGAAGCAUACAACCAAUGGAGAAAAAUGGCUGAUCAAAAGGUUUGUUGCGAUUAUGGCUUAUCUGUGGCAAUAUCGACGUUUAAUGAUGAAGUUAUGGAGAUGAUGGCAACUUUAGUUGAACCGGAAUAUGGAAUUAAUUCUUUUAAAUUCUUCCUGGCAUAUCCAGAUUAUAUGUUGAACGAUGGAGAAUUCUAUCACGCAAUGCGCCACUGUGCAAAAUUAGGUGCUCUUGCGCGUGUACAUGCUGAAAAUGGUUAUGUUAUAGUUGUUAAGCAGCACGAGCUUCUUGCGAAAGGUAUUACUGGACCAGAAGGACAUCCUCAGAGCCGUCCUGAAGAGAUCGAAGAAGAAGCUACUAAUCGUGCUUGCGUUUUAGCAGCCCAGGCAAACUGUCCGUUAUACGUAGUUCAUGUCAUGUCUAAAGAUGCUGCAAUCGACGUUGGGAAACAUAGGAAACGUGGAAGUGUGGUUUUUGGAGAAGCCAUUGCUGCAGCGUUAGCAAUCGAUGGUAGUUCAUAUUACGAUGAGGACUGGACUUUCGCUGCUGCACAUGUCAUGUCUCCCCCGUUAAGUAGGGAUUCAACGGCAAAAAAUUAUUUAAUGGAUCUUCUGGCCUGCAGUUAUUAUAGUGGUGAUCUCCACCUGGUUGGAACAGACAACUGUACGUUCAGCAUUGCUCAAAAAAAAGUCGGAAAGAAAGAUUUUACAAAAAUCCCAAAUGGCGUCAACGGAAUAGAGGACCGUAUGAGUAUAGUUUGGGAGAAGGGUGUCUGCAGUGGAAAACUUGAUCUUAUGCGCUUUGUAGAAAUUACCAGUUCAACAGCAGCAAAAAUUUUCAAUAUCUACCCUAGAAAGGGACGUAUAGCUGUAGGAUCGGAUGCUGAUAUUAUUAUUUGGAAUCCCAACAAAAGACGUAUCAUUUCUGCGAGUAAACAUCACCAUGCAUGUGAAAUAAACAUUUUUGAAGGUAUUCAGAUCCACGGCGUUUGCGAAAUGACCAUUUCUGCCGGCAGGGUUGUAUGGGAAAAUGGAGAAUUGAAGGUUGCGAAAGGCUCUGGUCGUUUCAUACCGCUACCGCCGUUUUCACCGUAUUGUUUUUCAACUAUACGUCGCCGUGCAAAGAAAAUGCGUCCAAAAUCUGUGAAGAGAACAGAUGCAUAA